Messenger RNA from Astyanax mexicanus (Mexican tetra), 4304 nucleotides. RefSeq names its product calcium channel, voltage-dependent, beta 4b subunit (gene cacnb4b). The coding region runs from base 614 to 2074 and encodes 486 amino acids. Gene Ontology annotation, cellular component: voltage-gated calcium channel complex. Gene Ontology annotation, biological process: neuromuscular junction development; regulation of voltage-gated calcium channel activity; calcium ion transmembrane transport. The record is from RefSeq and is a predicted model, not a curated record. Gene Ontology annotation, molecular function: high voltage-gated calcium channel activity; protein binding. The transcript has 13 exons. NCBI's taxonomy places the organism in Eukaryota, Metazoa, Chordata, Actinopteri, Characiformes, Acestrorhamphidae.
CAUCGGGCUGAGAUUGAGGAAGGGUUCUCUCUCUUUUCUCUCUAUACCUUUUCUCUCUCUCCCUCUUUUCCUCUAUCUCUCCCUCUGUUUCUCCAUCUCUCGUUCUCUCACUCUCUCUGGUGCGCAGCUGAGCCGUGCCUUUCGCCUGUGCGAGCGUGCGUGCGCGCGGUUGUGUGUAUUGAGGGAUGAUGAAAUGCCAGCGUCAAGCAUCCUCCGGGGACCUUCUCCCAGCCUGAGGAUGUGAAAGAAUCGAAAGCUGAACGAGGGAUCUGCUCCAAACUGCAGGCCAAGCCUUCUGCACGGGCCUGCUGUACCUGCCUUAGCUGCCUUUCCUUUCUCUCUCUGUCUCUCCUUCUCUUUCUCCAUCCCUCUCUUCUCCAUCCAUCCCUCUAUCUCUCCUCGCUCCCUCAAUUGCUUGUGCUGCUUUUUUUCUCCUCCCUUUUCUUCCUUCCUCUGGUGAGGGAGAGGAUCGUCAUCCCCCAUCGAUCCUUUUCUUUUUUUUUCCUGGUGGUGGUGGCUCCCUCCUCCCCCUCUCUUCCUCUCCACCUCCUCCUCCCCUCUCUCUCUCAUUUUUCUGUUCUUGAAGAGGAGCUCUCUGGAAUAGCAAACCUCCAUGUAUGACAAUUUGUACCUGCAUGGAUUUGAAGACUCGGAGGCGGGUUCAGCUGAUUCCUACACUAGCAGGCCAUCAGACUCGGAUGUGUCGUUGGAGGAGGAGAGGCAGGAGGGUGGGAGCCAGGGCCGGCAGGAGCGAGAGCAGCAGGCCGCUGUGCAGCUGGAAAGGGCCAAGGCCAAAGCGGUGGCCUUUGCUGUGAAGACGAAUGUAAGUUACUGUGGAGCGCUGGAUGAGGAUGUGCCUGUGCCAGGAACAGCCAUCUCAUUUGAUGCUAAGGACUUUCUGCAUAUCAAAGAGAAGUUCAAUAAUGACUGGUGGAUUGGGCGACUGGUGAAAGAGGGCUGUGAGAUUGGAUUCAUCCCCAGCCCUCUGAAGCUGGAGAACAUCAGAGCCCAGCUAGAGCAGAAGAAAAGCCGUGUUCAAGGUAAGUCCAGCGGAAGCUCCUCCUCCAGCUUGGGGGAUGUAAUGUCAUCAGGCAAGCAGAAACAAAAAGUGACGGAACACGUUACACCCUAUGAUGUCGUGCCCUCCAUGAGGCCUGUGGUCCUGGUUGGCCCAUCUCUAAAAGGAUAUGAGGUAACCGAUAUGAUGCAAAAGGCUCUUUUUGACUUCCUGAAACACAGAUUUGAUGGCAGGAUAUCCAUCACACGUGUGACUGCAGAUAUCUCCCUGGCCAAGAGAUCUGUGCUGAACAACCCCAGCAAAAGAGCCAUCAUAGAACGCUCUAACACAAGAUCCAGUCUUGCUGAAGUGCAGAGUGAGAUUGAGCGUAUCUUUGAACUGGCCCGCUCACUGCAACUGGUAGUGCUGGAUGCAGACACCAUUAACCACCCUGCUCAGCUGAUGAAAACAUCACUAGCUCCCAUCAUUGUCCACGUCAAAGUGUCCUCGCCAAAGGUCCUCCAGAGGCUGAUAAAAUCCAGAGGAAAAUCUCAGAGUAAACAUCUCAAUGUGCAGCUUGUAGCAGCCGAUAAACUGGCACAGUGCCCGCCGGAGAUGUUUGACAUCAUUCUGGACGAGAAUCAGUUGGAGGACGCGUGUGAACACCUGGCGGAGUACCUGGAGGCAUACUGGAAAGCCACUCACACCUCCAGCAGCACCCCGCUAAACCCACUGCUGGGCCGGAACCUCGGCCCUGCCGCUCUUGCCCCCUACCCAUCCACUAUCUCCGCUCUGCAGAAUCAGCAGGGCCAGAGAACACGACACGCCAACCACACAGGUGACCACUCUACGCCCAACGAGCGACGCAACCUGAUGGCCUCAGAUGAGAACUACCACAACGAACGGGCACACAAGGGCCGCAACCGCGGUUCAUCCGGCUCACAACACGGAGGCGGUGGUGGUCGAGAUCAUCACUACAUGGACGAGCAACAGGACCCCUAUCAGGACAGCUACAAGCCUCACCGCAACCGUAGCUCCCCGGGCAGCUACAGCCAGGACUCCCGCCACCGGCUCUGAGCCACUGUCCCCGCCCCUCUCUCUGCCCAGUUUCACCGUCCAGGCCUGAGCUGCAGUUCCUCCAGAGCUGAGAUGCCAUCCGUACUCAUCUUCCAUCACGUUUCUUUCAGCAGGGCUUCUGGCGUCAUGGUGGACGUCAUAAGCUUCUCCUGAACCCGGGUAUCUGACCGAAGCCUAAGUGUCCAUCUGCGAAUGCGUGACUCGAGAUAUGUGGACAGUUCAUACCUCAGAUGGAGGAGAGACUGCUCCGCUGCUUGUGUAUUCUCUUGACCAUUCAUAUCCUUGUUUCUGUAUCAGUUCUGUUGCCAAAGGGUGAGUUCUUUCCAGCCAAAACAUAACAAAUCUGUAAGCAGAUGUCCAAAAAUUUAUAUCAGCGUGAUGGAAAGCCCUAAAAUCCAUUGCUGGAAAAGAAUAAUGAACACACACAAAAAGAAAAGUCUAGGCCCAGAACGGAUCAAGGACAGCCAAGUCUGUGCAGGCACGUGUAUGUUCAGGUGUGUUGUACCAGUCUUGGUACUGGUCCACCACUUUAACAUAUUGGACACACGCCAACCUCAGCCAUUACUUACUACUACUAUCCUGCGAACACACAGCGGUGAAUCAGUGGAUGCAACUGUGACUUGUCUGAAUAUAACGUCACAGAAGCUCCUCUGACACUACAGUCAGGCUUAUAUUAAUAUAUAAUAUACCAACCCACUGCCAGUGAUAUUUUGUUACACUAACCGAGUGCAGAUCAAAUUCUGUAAGGCCAGGGUCUUGGAGUCUUCCGAAGCCUCUGGAUCUUUUGAUGAUGAAAGGGAUUUUUUUAUACAGCUGAGAAAACGGUAGGAUUCAUUCAGCUUUUGUGCCUGCUGCUCGUAGUGGCAGACAACAGUACACUACUUACUAACCCGUGCAGUUCUACGUACUUCAUACUCGUGUUCGUUUAUUUAGGAGAGGAAGGGUAACUUCUUUGAAAGCGCUGCCUCAUAGCUUCCAGGCUUCUCACAGCCCUCUCAGCAUAGACCAUUAUUAUCACGUGCUAUUUAGAAUGGCUGCUUUUACAAGAGACGCACGCACACACCAGUUAGAACCACUGGUGAACAAAACAGCAAACAGUAGUGUUGCUCUGAGCUAGUUUACAGUACACAUAGAUGACAUCGCUCUGUAGGCUUUACUCAUCUUCAUCUUCAUAGUUCAGUUCAUCAGUCACCACAAGUAGACCUCAGAACAACAGAUGCAGUCCACAGCACUUUAGAAAGUGCAGGUUUUUAAGUUUUAGUAGGAUGUAUACUUCAUAGGGUGCUGGAUGUCAACAAAGAUUUUCCUCAAGAUCAGGUGGGCACUACAUUGUCCCCCCAGUAGAAUUGCCUCAACAGAGUAAUAAUAGCAGGUAGAUUCUUUGAUCACAUGUGCUGAUCAUUCGCACUAAUCGAUCACUUGAUUUAGCAGAAGGUAGACAGCAGUCUCUCCUCAGCUCAGCUGCUAACAGUUAAAUGCAGAGGUUAGCUGUCUCUGUUCUGCUCCUCUGCCCUUCUGAACGUGGGGCCAAGUAGAAUUACAAUGCAAAACUGUGGAAGAAAGGCUUUAUAAGCAUGUACGACGAAAGUAUGAACUUGGAAGUCAAGAACCUAACUCCCUUCCAAUCCAUGGAUUUUCCCCUGCAUAAUCCCACCCCUCAUUAAUUUAUGCUAGUUUGUGCAUUUUCAAAAAGAUUUUAAAAGAAGAAGAAAAAAAUCUUCAGAAAAAAUGACUGGAAGAAGUAUUCAAACAAGUACAUUCUGUAUGCAGUUGUCUAUGAGCAUGCUUCUCUGUUAAUACUGUAACUGAGGAUGAAUGAACAAAAAAAAAAACCAGAUUGAAAGUCAACGUCCAUUUAACCAUGAACCGAACUGAAGAUUCAUCUCCAACUUCGCUGCUUGAGACAAUCAGAUGGAAGUUAUCUGUUCAUCCGGAAUCAUCCUUCAUUCCUUCCCAGCAUCCUGCUGUCCUCCUUUCCUCCCCAGCUCCAUCUGAGCACCAACUCCGAAAAGAAGAAAAAAAAGUGUCCAUUUUUUCCUUUUUUUUGUGAAAGUCGAAAAAAUUAAUGAGGAAAAUGCAAAACUGCAUGCACAAAUAUGAUUUUAAUUUAUAAAAACAAAUUUGAAAGAAAAAUGUUUUAUGGAAAUAAUUGUGUAAAAGAUCUAGCAGUAUUUAAGUUUUCUUUUACAAAAAAAGAAAGGGGAAAAAUAAAUGGCCAUUUUGAAAAAUA